UCGAUUGUUGUCUGCUAUCUUCGUCUCUGUGUUCAACUCCUAAUCUCUACGAAUCCUGUCAUUAGUUUGCGGUCGAAACUCUAGCAAUCAUGUCUCCAGCGCUCGUUUCGAACAAUUCUGCAGUCGACAUUAUCGACAUCCGCGUCAACGGCUCGGAUUUCUCGGCUGUCGGUGCCAUUCAAGAUGGCUUGGAUCCACCUCGAGACAAACCUCGUUCAUUUCCAACAUUACUGCUAUACGAUACCGUUGGCCUCCGCCUGUUCGAAGAGAUCACGUACUUGGACGAAUACUAUCUGACCAACGCGGAAAUUGACGUGCUUGAAACACAUGCGAGAACAAUCGCCGAGCGACUUCCGGCAAAUUCACAACUAGUAGAAUUGGGUAGCGGGAACCUUCGCAAGAUCGAGAUUUUGCUGAAACAGUUUGAAUGCAUGCAGAAGAGGGUGGACUACUGGGCGUUAGAUCUAUCACUGGAGGAAUUAACGCGUACUUUUGCCCAAGUCUCACCGCAAUCCUAUCAGUAUGUGCAACUCAAGGGCUUGUAUGGCACGUACGAUGACGCGAUCGAGUGGCUGAAGAAUCCGGUCAAUAGAGAGCAGCCCACGUGUGUCAUGUCCAUGGGCUCCUCUCUAGGCAAUUUCAAUCAUUUGGCUGCAGCGGACUUCUUAAGUCAGUUUGCAAAACUGCUCGGUCCUGCUGAUUCCAUGAUUAUUGGUCUGGACGGCUGUAAGGACCGGGGUAAAGUAUACAAGGCUUAUAACGAUUCGAAGGGUAUCACGCGCCGCUUUUAUAUCAAUGGCCUGGUCCACGCGAACAACAUACUUGGUUAUGAGGCCUUCAAACUGGAUCAAUGGGACAUCGAAUGCUUAUAUGACGAAUAUGACGGAUGCCAUCGAGCUUUUUAUGUACCGACAGUCGAUGUCUCUGUCAAUGGUAUUUUACUGAAAAGGGGCGAAAAGGUUCUUUUCGAAGAGGCAUAUAAAUACGAUGCUCAAGAAAGAGUCACGCUGUGGCAUAAAGCGGGGCUAAUCAAUGUGGCUGCAUUGGGCAAUGCAUCUGAUGACUAUCAUCUCCACAUGCUUUCACCGGCGAGCCUCGAAUUCAAAACCCGACCGGCCGAGUAUGCUCCUAGCUCGGUUCCCAGUUGGGGGGAGUGGAGAUCACUCUGGACAGCGUGGGAUAUUGUCUCCAAGACCAUGGUCCCUCGAGAUGAAUUGAUCUCCAAGCCGAUCAAGCUGAGAAAUGCUUUGAUUUUUUACCUGGGACAUAUCCCGACUUUUCUUGAUAUUCAUCUGACUCGUGCAACACGAGGCAAGCCGACUGACCCGAAAAUAUACCCGCAAAUCUUCGAACGUGGCAUUGACCCUGAUGUAGAUAACCCCGAGCAGUGCCAUGCUCACAGUGAGAUACCUGAUGAAUGGCCUGCGUUGGGAGAAAUUCUAGAAUAUCAGGAAAAUGUCCGUACCCGUGUGCAAAGUCUCCUGAAAAUGGAGAAACUGCUACGUGAUCGAAUUUUGAGUGAGGCUCUCUGGAUCGGUUUCGAGCAUGAGGCUAUGCAUUUGGAAACUUUCCUAUACAUGCUGCUACAGAGUGACAAAAUUUUGCCUCCUGUCGGAUUCAAUAAACCGGACUUUGAAAAAAUGGCGCGUGACGCGACACAGAAUGAGAAACCGAACGAGUGGUUUUCUAUCCCGCAGCAGACAUUUACUAUCGGCUUAGACGAUCCUGAUGUGAAUGGGGUCCCUGAUUAUUCAUUCGGCUGGGAUAACGAGAAGCCUCAGAGAUCAGUCACCGUCCAUGCGUUUGAAGCACAGGGCCGCGCAGUAACGAAUCGCGAAUACCUACAUUACAUGGAACAAAACGACAUUCAUCGAAUCCCCGCAUCAUGGGUUAUCCAGGCUGCAAAUAGCUGGAAUGGCACUUUCAACGGACACCAUACAGACGGAGUGUCUAGUGGCCAUGGAAAUACCAUGUAUAAUUACUCUGUCAGAACUGUCUAUGGACCGGUUGCUUUAGUUUUAGCAGCAGACUGGCCGGUGAUGGCAUCGUAUGACGAAAUGGCGGGUUACGCUGAGUGGAAGAACUGCCGGCUUCCAACUUUCGAGGAAGCACGGUCGAUAUACAAGCAUGCCGCCGCUUUAAAAAAGGAACAGAGCAACGGCGUGCAUGAUAGUGCGAAUGGCGCUAGCAACGGACACCAUGUGGAUGUUGGAAGUGACGUCCAGUUGAACGGUACUCAAAAUGGUAUCAACCCAGAACCCGUGUUCAUCGAUCUUUCUGGCACCAACGUCGGUUUUAAAAACUGGCAUCCCAUCCCUAUCACACCUAACGGCGACAAACUCGCUGGUCAGAGUGAGUUGGGUGGAGUGUGGGAGUGGACCAGUACGCCUCUAUCUCAGCAUGAUGGCUUUGAAGCCAUGGAAAUAUAUCCCGGAUACACCUCGGACUUCUUCGACGGCAAGCAUAACAUCGUGCUGGGAGGUUCCUGGGCCACGCACCCCCGCAUUGCAGGCAGGACUACUUUUGUCAACUGGUACCAGCACAACUAUCCAUAUGCCUGGACCGGAGCACGUCUUGUGCGGGAUAUCUAAUCUCUUUUCUUUCAACGUUGUUGAUUUGAUAUUUGACUGCUUUCUCGUCUCCAUAUUUCGGGUUUGAGUUAGUCGUUUUCGAAUGGAACAUGACAGGUUGGCAGGAAUUAAUAUGGGGAUUCACUGACUGAAGUUUGUUGCUAUUCAGUGUAUCGAAUUAUUUUGCUCUCCGCUCUAAUCAAUCAGAUUGUCAAUUGAUAUGCAUGACUUGUAGUAAUACUAGUAUUCUAAACCUCCAAGUUGAACUGGCUGCUAUGUAUGUACUUAGUCGGUUUGAAUCAAAGGCUUGGUCGUGCGAGGCCCGUUUGUAUUAGGGUUAGUUAGGGUUAGAUCUAUUCCGCCUCGAAUUAUCCCAAGUUAGCA
Molecule: messenger RNA, 2954 nt
Organism: Talaromyces proteolyticus
Lineage: Eukaryota; Fungi; Ascomycota; Eurotiomycetes; Eurotiales; Trichocomaceae
Product: putative N-methyltransferase
Exons: 7
Coding region: 90-2591 (833 amino acids)
Source: RefSeq, a predicted model, not a curated record